AUGUUGGCUGACGGCGAAAGAGCAUACGCGGCUCCCGCGUCGCUCAAGCUGCUGAAAUACGCGUUCAUGCUGAUGUUGUUGCUACGAGUGCUCAAUUUGGACGACGAGCUGGAGAUAACAAAGCUGUCGGGUUUGAAGCAAUCCUUGAAGGGUUCAGAGGCCCAGGAGAUUCUUCCACAGAUCACGGUGCCGCCCACCUUGUGGCUCGAGGACCACGUGGCCUUGACGGAGCUGAAAAUCAAAGUGGCCUUGUUGAAGGAGAUAAACGGCAUGCUCUACAAGAACGUCCAGACCUUGCAGCUGGACGAGAUCUUUUUGUUGGACGACACGACGCUCUUGUACUACGAGAAGCUUCUUAACGCGUACGACUUCCUCAAGUUCAACCGGACGGUGCCUCUGUUCGAGGCGUUUCGUGAAGACGACGAGUACGAGGACUACGACGAUGUUUCCAUGUAUCCGGAGAUGCUGCGGCGUACUUCGGCCUCAGACCUCGCCCGCCCGGGCUCCUCCGCCAGACUGGUGAGCUCUGGAAGCUACAAGUCUCGCAUGUCCACGCUCUCGAGAGAUUUCCGGAAACUCUCGUUUUUGGGGCUCAAUGGACACGAGGAGAAGGAGGAACAGCCGCCCCUGCCCAUUCUGCCCAUGUCGGCACCUCAACGGUCUUUUCUGAGCUCUGCGGCGCUGCCACACCCUCAUAGAGACCAGUUCAACACGCUUUUGCUGAAGCUGAAGUUCUACAACAAGUUGCGCCGGCGAGAUUCGGGGGCUUCGUACUCGAGCGCUCUUUCAACGCCGACGAGCAUGACAAGCAAUACGUCGAACUCGUCAAUCAGACGCAAGUCGUCGCAAGCCUUCCCGGAUAAGCCACCCAAGGAACGACUCUCAGAAGCGCAGAAACAAGAGAACCAGCGCAGCAAGCUAGAAUACUACGUCCAGGUACGGGAGCUUGCCGAAAAUACCCAGGUGCUAGUGAACUAUCUCGGCAAACCGGGCUCCCGAGCCUCGCUUGUGCGUCUCAUGGACUUUGUCAAGAAUAAUGUCUUUCGGUUGGUGCUCAUCGACAUCUCCGCCAUGAUCGUCGACUACGCCCACCUCAAGGCCUGCCGGGUUAUUUAG
Candidozyma pseudohaemuli is the source of this 1116-nucleotide messenger RNA. RefSeq lists its product as uncharacterized. The transcript has a single exon. The coding region runs from base 1 to 1116 and encodes 371 amino acids. Lineage: Eukaryota; Fungi; Ascomycota; Pichiomycetes; Serinales; Metschnikowiaceae. The record is from RefSeq and is a predicted model, not a curated record.